AUGGCUCACUGUAUACGGACGUUCACUGAGGAAAUCUCAGAUUACUCCAGAAAAUUAAUUGGAAUUGUUCAGCACAUAGAAGGAGGAGAACAAAUAGUGGAAGAUGGAAUUGGAAUGGCUCACACAGAACAUGUACCAGGUACUGCGGAAAAUGCUCGAUCCUGUUAUUUUUCUGACCUACAUGAAACGCUUUGUCAUCAAGAAGAAAUGGCUCUCAGUGUUGUUGAUGCUCAUGUCCGUGAAAAGCUGAUUUGGCUCAAGCAGCAGCAAGAAGACAUGACUAUUCUCUUGUCCCAGGUUUCAACAGCCUGUCUGCACUGUGAAAAGACUUUGCAGCAGGAUGAUUGCAGAGUUGUCUUGGCAAGACAGGAGAUCACAAGGUUGUUAGAAACCUUGCAGAAGCAGCAGCAGCAAUUUACAGAGGUUGCGGAUCAUAUUCAGUUGGAUGCCAGCAUUCCUGUCACUUUUACAAAGGACAAUAGAGUUCAUAUUGGACCCAAAAUGGAAAUCCAAGUUGUUACAUUAGGAUUAGAUGGUGCUGGAAAAACUACUAUUUUGUUUAAAUUAAAACAAGAUGAGUUCAUGCAGCCUAUUCCGACAAUUGGUUUUAAUGUGGAGACCGUAGAAUAUAAGAAUCUAAAGUUCAGUAUUUGGGAUGUAGGUGGAAAGCAUAAAUUAAGACCAUUAUGGAAACACUAUUACCUCAAUACACAAGCUGUUGUGUUUGUUGUUGAUAGCAGUCAUAAAGACAGAAUUAGUGAAGCACACAGUGAACUUGCAAGAUUGUUAAUGGAAAAAGAACUCCGCCAUGCUUUGCUCCUGAUUUUUGCUAAUAAACAGGAUGUUGCUGGAGCAUUGUCAGUAGAAGAAAUCACGGAACUCCUGAGUCUCCAUAAACUCUGCUGUGGCCGAAGUUGGUACAUCCAGGGCUGUGAUGCUCGAAGUGGUAUGGGGCUCUAUGAAGGAUUGGACUGGCUCUCCCGGCAACUUGUAGCUGCUGGAGUAUUGGAUGUUGCUUAACUUUAAUGCAGCAUUUGUGUCAACCUGGUAGUUAAAAGUCACUUUGUACAUAAUACAUUUUAAGAAAUUCUGUAUCAAAUAUGAUAGUUAAUUUAGGAUGUAUAUAUAAGAAUCUUGGGAUGGAAACUUAAAUAUGUCAUUGCUUUUAAAAAUUAUUCCCUGUUAAGAUUUAAUGAGCACAUU
Messenger RNA from Jaculus jaculus (lesser Egyptian jerboa), 1203 nucleotides. RefSeq names its product E3 ubiquitin-protein ligase TRIM23-like. Gene Ontology annotation, molecular function: GTPase activity; GTP binding. Gene Ontology annotation, biological process: vesicle-mediated transport; intracellular protein transport. NCBI's taxonomy places the organism in Eukaryota, Metazoa, Chordata, Mammalia, Rodentia, Dipodidae. Gene Ontology annotation, cellular component: cytoplasm; lysosomal membrane; plasma membrane. The record is from RefSeq and is a predicted model, not a curated record.